Rhagoletis zephyria (snowberry fruit fly) is the source of this 690-nucleotide messenger RNA. RefSeq lists its product as uncharacterized. The record is from RefSeq and is a predicted model, not a curated record. NCBI's taxonomy places the organism in Eukaryota, Metazoa, Arthropoda, Insecta, Diptera, Tephritidae.
AUGGAAGAUUCGGCAGCUCCGGACGACGACGCUACCAUAGCCAGUGCCAUGGGAAUCGAAAAGCCAAGUAGGGCUACCCCUACUACUGGCCCUAGUGCAUACGCUGAGGAUACCGUUGCCCAUCGUACAGCUGCCGCCACCGGUACUUUGGGCCCUAACGGAAGUACCAGUUAUGUUUGCGAAAGCAGCGCUGCCGUCACUAAUACCGCCGUCGGUGAAUAUUCCGCUGCUACGCCCGUCACCACAAAUACUAAUACUACUGCCGUCGCUAAUAUUACUGCCGCUAAGCCUUCUGCCGCUUCCGGCGCCACCAUUAAUUCUGCCGUCACUCCACACGCUGCCGCCGCCUUACACUCUGCCGCCACUAAUUCUGCCGUCGCCUUACACUCUGCCGCCACUAAUACUGCCGUCGUUGAAAUUCCCGCCAACGCCGAAAGAUCUUGUGCCGCAAAUAUUCGUGCCAAAACCGCUGUCGCCGCCAUUAACAGCUCCUUGGGUUAUGAAAGCUCUGCUGCUGCAUGCAUCCCCGACGGCUUCAAUAGUUUAGCCAGCGACACUAGCUCCGCUGCUUUGCACAAUAUUACUGGCAAUGCCUUGGAUCAACAGCUUAGGGAACUAAGGAAGAAACGCGAGCUGUUGGAGCUACAAAAACAAAUUUAUGAGUUGGAAAACUCGAUUGUCACUGGAUGA